Molecule: messenger RNA, 1949 nt
Organism: Myxocyprinus asiaticus (Chinese sucker)
Lineage: Eukaryota; Metazoa; Chordata; Actinopteri; Cypriniformes; Catostomidae
Product: phospholipid scramblase 1-like
Exons: 8
Coding region: 73-801 (242 amino acids)
Biological process (GO): plasma membrane phospholipid scrambling
Cellular component (GO): plasma membrane
Molecular function (GO): phospholipid scramblase activity
Source: RefSeq, a predicted model, not a curated record
UUAAUAUGGGGCUAAGACUCUGUAGUCAGCCUGUUAUACUCCUUAUCAUAACAAGACGCAGAUAAGGUGACCAUGCAACCAUAUGACCAUAUGAAUAUGUAUAUGGUUCCCAAUCAAGGUAUACCAGGCUGUCCGCCUGGAUUAGAGUACCUGACACAGAUAGAUCAGCUUCUCAUAAAACAGAAAGUUGAGAUCAUAGAAGCCCUGGCAGGCUUUGAGAGCAACAACAAAUAUGAGAUCCGUAACACGAUGGGUCAGAAUGUGUACUACGCAGUGGAGGAGAACGACUGUCUGACACGCCAGUGCUGUGGCCCACUGCGAUCUUUCACCAUCCGCGUCCUCGAUAACUUUGGACAGGAAAUCAUCACAGUCAACCGUCCACUCAAAUGCAUGUCCUGUUUCUUCCCAUGUUGUCUGCAAGAGUUGGAGGUCCAAGCUCCUCCAGGGAACACAGUGGGAUAUAUUCUACAGCAGUGGCACCCUUUCUUCCCCAAGUUUACCAUUCAGAAUGAACACAGACAGCCAGUUCUCAAGCUCCAUGGCCCUUUCUGUGGCUGGAGCUGCCUGCCAGAUGUGGAUUUUGAGAAGAAAGACAUCUCGAAUGGCAGGAGGAUUUUAACAAUGGAUGAAGUCCGUAUCGGGAAGAUCAGCAAGCAGUGGACCGGACUUCUCCGGGAGGCAUUCACUGAUGCAGACAACUUUGGAAUUGAGUUCCCAAUGGAUCUUGAUGUGAGAAUGAAGGCUGUGAUGAUCGGAGCCUGCUUUCUUAUUGAUUUCAUGUUUUUUGAAACAAAUAACUAACUGCUAUGCAGAAGCAUGUGAGGGUGGUAGACGUCCAGCUCUGUGAAAACGGUUGAAAAAAGAAGACUCGACAUUUACCUUUGCACAACAUACAUCUGUGAAUGCAAAAUGAAUGCUUGUGAAUAUAAGAAGAAGAAGAAUGAGCUUUUAUAGACUUUGUGAAGUCGCUUCAGGUGUGUGAUAUAACUGGUUGUACUAACUAAAGUGUAUUGUUUUAUUUUUUAUAUACACAACAGAUUAUUGUGAAUAUUUCCUGCCAUAGAUAGCUUUUUAAAGAAAUAGUUCACCCACAAAGGAAAAUUCUGGCAUCAUGUACUCACCCACAUGUAAUUUCAAAACCGUAUACCUUUUUUUUAUUUCAUGAAACACAAAAGGACAUGUUUAAAAUAUGUCCUGGCUGCUCUUUUCCAUACUUUGAAAGUGAAUUGGGGACUGGGGGCUGUGGAGUUCCAAAAAAUGAGCAAAAAUGGUUAAUUGAAAUAAUUUACUAUUAUUAAACAAAAUUGAACUAAACAUAUAGUUCAAAUUUUGUGUCCUGAACCAACAAAAUCUAUACUGGUAUUAACAUAAAAUUAGUUUUACUGUGUACAAACUCUUAGUUUUACUCUACACUUUUCGUUUAUUGACUAAUAACCCCAAAAUAUAUGUUUGCAUGCAAACAUGUAUGGCAGACUGUUGCAAGUGGACAAAAACAUCAUUUUGUCAUGGAAAUGAGUAGCAAUUUCUUAUUUAUUGUAUGAUUUACUUUUUUUUUUUUUUUUGUCAACAUAAGCUAUAAUAUAAUUUGUGGAAUUUUUAAGGUCAUUUUUAGUAGUACUCAGUGUUUCCACUAGAUGGCAAUGCUGAUCUUUAAGCAUACAUAAAUACUUUGUUUUAUGUUUGUUUUCUCGUCAUUCAGUUAUUGUGUAUUUUCAAAUGAAAUUAAUUAUUAUUAAUGUUUGAUAUGUCUCAGGUAUGCUAACCAUCAAUGCUUUGUGAACACCCAUUACUGUAUAGUUCACGUCGUACUGUAAUACAGAAUGUAUUCUAAGAGAGGUACUGUUCUAGUGUGUGUAAACAAAUGUAAAACUACUUAUUUUGGCACAUUACUAAUGUCGGAGUUACAAUGGUUCAUCCAGUGGUAAACACACAUUUAUAAAUUACACUGU